AUGGGUGUCGCCUAUUCGUCUGUCUUCCUCUCAUUGCCCACUAGCACCUUCUUUGCGCCCACCACUCUUUCUCCUCACAAAUCUGUAUCAAAUUCUAUUGUUCUCACUCCCACCACUACAUUGUAUCAAACCCAUCUCCAGAAACCAACUUACAGCACCGUCACCCAAUCUUCUUCAGCAGUUUUGGCUACAAAGUGUGCCAGAGUUGAAGAAAUGGAAGCCCAAGAGGAAAUUUCUAUAAAACCCAUAUAUGAUCCUCACAGUAUUGACCAAGAAUUGCUUCAAAAGUUGGUGUAUGAUGCUCUGGUUUGGAGUUCUCUUCAUGGGUUUGUUGUUGGAGACAAAAAUGUUGAGAGAUCAGGAGUUGUGCCUGGUGUGGGUAUGGUUCAUGCCCCAUUUGCCUUACUGCCCAUGUCAUUUCCUGAAAAUCGCUUUCAACAAGCUUGUGAAUUAGCUCCCAUUUUCAAUGAACUAGUUGAUCGUGUUAGCUUGGAUGGACAAUUUCUACAGGACUCACUCUCCAGCACCUUCAACUCGAAGCAUCUGAUUUGCUGUGAUGAUGAAGGUGAUCUGUUUAGACUUUCCAGUAUGCCCUGCUAA
This is a messenger RNA of Ilex paraguariensis (yerba mate), 600 nucleotides long. The record is from the annotation of a GenBank genome assembly. Lineage: Eukaryota; Viridiplantae; Streptophyta; Magnoliopsida; Aquifoliales; Aquifoliaceae.